This is a messenger RNA of Oncorhynchus masou masou (cherry salmon), 3758 nucleotides long. RefSeq names its product protogenin A-like. Gene Ontology annotation, biological process: cell-cell adhesion. Gene Ontology annotation, molecular function: protein binding. Lineage: Eukaryota; Metazoa; Chordata; Actinopteri; Salmoniformes; Salmonidae. The transcript has 19 exons. The coding region runs from base 1 to 3549 and encodes 1182 amino acids. The record is from RefSeq and is a predicted model, not a curated record.
AUGGAGUCUUUUAAAAGGAAAUUAUAUCAGCGCUUCCUGUUUUUUGCGUUUUUCCUUCCAAUCUCAGGUGUUUUGUGUUUUAGUGAGUUAUUUUUUAUCAAAGAGCCCCACGAUGUUACUGUCAUGCGGAAGGAUGCCGUUAUAUUGGACUGUCAGGCGCACGGAGAGUCGCCUAUUGCCAUCAGGUGGCUUAAAAAUGGAGUAAAAGUUGCAGAGAAUGACCGCGUCUACAUUCUCUCCAACGGCUCACUUUCUAUUUUGGAGGUGGAGAGCAGGAGAGGAGACAAAUCAGAUGAAGGGUUUUACCAGUGCCUCGCUCAGAACAAGUAUGGAGCCAUCCUGAGCCAGAAAGUCUGUCUUACAAUUGCAAGUAUCUCCCCCUUUACAAAUCAGCCAACAUCUAUUGUGGUGACAGAAGGAUCAGUCGCCCGUUUCACCUGCAAAGUCACUGCAAGCCCUCCUCCCAUCAUCACCUGGGAGUUCAAUCGGGUCAUGUUACCCCUGGCAACUAAAAGAAUCACAGUCUUGCCCAGUGGCAUUUUGCAGAUCCACGGGGUGGAAAAAGGGGAUGCUGGAAACUAUCGUUGUGUGGCGACCAACAUCGCCAACCGUCGCCGGAGUACAGAGGCAACCCUCACUGUCACUCCAGCUCCAAGCCCCAAACUGCCUCAGAGGCCUCGUAUCAUCGCCGGGCCCCAGAAUGCCACUGUGUCCCUGCACCAAAGUGCCGUCCUGGAAUGCAUGGCUACAGGGAACCCACGACCCCUCAUCUCCUGGAGCCGAGCCGACAGCAAGUCCAUCGAUGUUUUCAACACCAAGGUGCUGGGCAAUGGCAACCUCAUCAUCUCUGACGUCAAACCCCAACACGGAGGAGUGUACAUGUGCAGAGCCACUACCCCUGGCACACGCAACUAUACCAUCGCCACAGCCAACAUCACUGUGCUAGCUCCUCCGUCCUUGGUGGAGUGGCCGGAGAGCCUGACCCGUCCGCGCGCGGGCACGGCCCGCUUUGUGUGCCAGGCUGAGGGGGUUCCCCUGCCCCACAUCACUUGGCUGAAGAACGGAGAGAAGGUCCACUCCAACGGACGCAUCAAGAUGUACAACAGUAAACUGGUGAUCAACCAGAUCAUCCCUGAGGAUGAUGCCAUCUACCAGUGCCAGGUAGAGAAUGAGCAGGGCUCUGUGCUGUCCAUGGCCCGGCUCAUAGUGGUGAUGUCAGAGGACCGGCCCAGCGCGCCCAGGAACAUCCGGGCUGACACUGUAUCCAGCUCUGCCAUCUUGCUGGCCUGGGAGAGACCACUGUACAACUCAGACAAAGUGAUCGCCUACUCUGUGCACUACAUGAAGGCUGAAGGCUUGAACAACGAGGAAUAUCAGGUUGUCAUUGGCAACGACACAACCCGGUACAUUAUUGAUGACCUGGAGUCAGUGCGGAACUACACCUUCUACAUCGUGGCCUACAUGCCCAUGGGAGCCAGCCGCAUGUCAGACCAUGUGUUCCAGCACACCCUGGAGGAUGUGCCCCUGCGUGCCCCAGAGCUCAGCCUCACCAGCCGCAGCCCCACAGACAUCCAGGUGUCCUGGCAGCCCCUUGCAGCCAAGAUAAGCCGCGGCCGGGUGUCGGCCUACCGCUUGUCCUAUCGUACCAGCGCUGACCAGGCCGUCACCCAGCUGGAGCUUCCUGGGGAGAAGACCCAGUAUCUCCUGGAGGGCCUGCAGCCCGACACCAUCUACCUCCUCCGCAUCGCUGCAGCCACUAGCGUAGGCUGGGGGGAACAGUCAGCCUGGACCUCCCACCGCACCCCUAAGGCAUCCAGCGCCAAAGUGCCUCUGGCCCCUGAGCUACAGUUGGAGCCUCUGAACUGCACCACCAUCAUAGUGCGCUGGCAGCUGGCACCAGGAAACUCUGUCAGCAUCCAGGGCUACAGGCUGUUCUACCAUGAGGAGAGCCAGGCUGAGAGUUCCCCCAUCCAGCUGCGUGUCCAGGAAAACAGGCACACCAUUGGUGGCCUAGACCCAAGAAAGAAGUACCAUGUGAAGCUCCUGGCGUUCAGUUUCAUAGGCGAUGGCUACCAGGCAGACCAGACUAUCAGCACCCCUGGAUGUGUCUCGGUUCGUGAUCGUAUGGUGCCCCCUCCGCCACCCCCUCACCACGUGUAUGCCAAGGCCAACAGCUCGUCUGCCGUAUUCCUCCACUGGGGGCGUCCAGCCUUCACCUCCAGCCAGAUCGUCAACUACACCAUCCGCUGUAACCCUGUGGGCCUUCAGAACGCCUCCCUGGUACUCUACCUGCAGACUGCUGAGAAGAACAUCCUGGUCCCGGACUUAGAGCCCAACACCAGGUAUGAGUUUGCUGUCCGCCUGCACCUUGACCAACUGUCCAGCCCCUGGAGCCCUGUGGUCUACCAGAGCACUCUGCCUGAAGCACCUACUCUGCCACCGUCAAGUGUGAAAGUGACUCUGAUAGAGGACGACACAGCGCUGGUGUCAUGGAAACUUCCAGAUGAGCCCAACUUGGCGGUGACACGUUAUACCAUCUUCUAUGCUUCCAGGAAGGCCUGGGUAGCUGGAGAGUGGAAGGUGCUGCAGAGGGAAGGGAGCAUCACCAUGGCUCUACUGGAGAACCUACAGCCGGGGAACAUCUACCUGGUCAAGGUGUCUGCGUCCAACGAUAUGGGAGACGGGCCGUUUUCACACACCGUGGAACUGGCCGUGCAGAGCGAUGGCUCCACCUCCGGUCACAACCCCAGGCGCUCCCAUGGCUCAGCUACAGUGUUCUCUAGUGGUUUCUACCACCUGGACCAGAAGUCAAUGACAGGGAUCAUCGUGGGGGUUUGCAUUGCACUGAUCUGCAUCAUCAUCUGUGCCUUCAUCCUUGUCUGCAGAGGCAAAAACAGGAAAUCGUCAGCUACUAAAGCCAUCAGGCAGGAGGCUGGUCAGGUCCCCUCUGCUUCGGUCCACGCUGAGAAUGCUGAUGUUAUGGUGCCAAUGAUGAGAGCAGACCACUUCAUUGAUGCCAAGGGGGGAACAAAUCUGAUCAUCAAUAGCCUCGGACCAGUUUAUCCAAUCACUGAGAAGAGAAAUAAGUGGUUUUCCUUCAGUAAUCAGAAAAAAAUGAAUGCUAAGAAAAGCCAGAUCCAGAGGAAGAGCCAUGGAAUCUGCUCGUACCAGCCAGGAGCAACAGUGCUGUGCUACAAGGAUGAGUCUCUGUCGUCACCCAACCAGCCCACCUCCCUGCAGGUCCUGUUUGGUCCACCUUUUGACACAGAGGGCUCCUCCAACAGCGAGGGCAGCCACGAGACAGGCGACUCGGGCCGUUACUCUCACGACGAGACAGAGAUGACCAACCUGUCCUCUGGUCCCAGCAGCCGCCCUGCGUCUCUAAGAGAGGAGAGUGGGGGGUCAUUCUGCAGUCCUGCCCAGGAGAGUGAGGGGGAGCUGGAGGAGCAGUUUCACCUCGACCUGGAGAUUGGAGACUCCAUGGAGAAACCGUGCAACCAUCACCACUAUCAGGCCCCAGACAAUUCCCAGCCUGCACUUUCUCUCUAGCAGUCUCUGUGACCUCCCAUCAAUCUCUUAACCCUAAACUCACUCCACUGUUUUAAAAGACAAUGAGCAGAAAUCCAAAAAUCCAGGUCUUUGGAAGAACUGGGCUCUGGUUUGGGUUCUGGUGAUUUCUAUCAAAGAAUCUUCUUCUAGUGAAUAUGUACUCAUUUUAUUUUUAUUCAAUGUUUGUGUGUAUGUGUUUGAAAGAAAAA